Molecule: messenger RNA, 441 nt
Organism: Helianthus annuus (common sunflower)
Lineage: Eukaryota; Viridiplantae; Streptophyta; Magnoliopsida; Asterales; Asteraceae
Exons: 2
Coding region: 1-441 (146 amino acids)
Source: RefSeq, a predicted model, not a curated record
AUGUCAGAAAGUGGAUCUCCCAGAGAAGUGAAUCAAGUUCCUAACACUUCUACUCCAGGUGCUAGUCAAGCCCAUGCAACUACACCUGCUUCUUUCUCGACACCGGGAGCAAGAAUUUGGUUCAAUGACUUACCUGCUCGAAGCAUUCGAAGCUUCGAUGACCUUAGCAAGGGGUUCCUAACCAAUUUCUCCCAACAAAGGCGGUAUGUUAAAGAUGCUACAGUGAUCUUUCAGAUCAAGCAAAGAGAUGAUGAAAGCCUUCGAGAAUUCAUAGAGAGAUACAAGAAGGAAGGUCUAACCUAUGUGGGAGCAGACGAGAAAAUGAGGGUGGCCGGUUUCAUGAACGCCGUUACAUCUAAAUACCUCACAAGGGAUUUUAACAAAUCCCUCCCCAAGACUUUGGAAGAAGCUCUCGAAAGGGCUGAGGCAGCCCAUAUUUGA